GAAGACCAUUGUGCUAUAUCCGAUUUAGUUGUUUUUGGUGAUUCGUAUUCAGACAAUGGAAAUCUAUGGAGGGCAACUAAUAAAAUUUUCCCUUCUCCAAAAUAUUAUUUUCAAGGAAGGUGGUCGAACGGGCGUGUUUGGAUAGAAGAUUUGAGUUGCAUGUUACGUGCGAGCUUAACUGACUUGGCUUAUGCAGGGGCGCUCACCAAUAAUAGCAUCUACGAAAAUGAAUACCCUUUUACAACUAACAACAUUUCAGACUUCAUAAUUCCCUCUGUUGAUGAACAAGUACAAAGUUUUUCACCAUAUGUGUCGUGUUAUCCUCCUAAAACGACAUAUGUUUUUUGGUCUGGAAUUAAUGAUUGCACGAAGAAAGUCGUGUCUUCUAUUGAAAAUUACAUUUCUUAUCUCGCAUCCAAGGGAGCUAAGAAAUUUUUAGUAAUAAAUGUUCCCGCUGUCGAUAAAUCACCUGAUUAUAACAAAUUCGAUAAUAGGACAAAACUACAAGAUACAAUUAAAAAAUUUAAUAAUUUAUUAAAUGCCACCAUGUCGAAGUUAGAUCGAUCGAAUCGAAAUAUCAAUAUCAAAGUAUUUGAUUCUUACGGAUUUUUUAAAAGAAUUAUCGAACAACCUCAAAUAUUUGGAUUCAAGAAUGUUGUUGACCCUUGCGUGAAUGCUACGAAUGAUAUGGGGAGAAGAGGUUUAAAAGAUGUUAGGAAUCAUUUACUUGAAAAAAGACAUCACGCAGGCGGUAAAUGUAAAGUCGGCAACCAUGAGAAUGACGGGGACAACAAUUGUGUUACUAAAGAGGAAUUAUCCUUCCAUUCACCAGGUGCUUGUGAAAAUCCUAAUGAAUAUUUUUGGUGGGACGGUUUACAUCCAAGUGAAAAAGUACACAAAUUAAUUGCAUCAAGAGUAAAAGAGUUCAUAUGCAAUCUGAAGGAAUGGAAGUGUUAG
Acaulospora morrowiae is the source of this 957-nucleotide messenger RNA. NCBI's taxonomy places the organism in Eukaryota, Fungi, Glomeromycota, Glomeromycetes, Diversisporales, Acaulosporaceae. The record is from the annotation of a GenBank genome assembly.